This is a messenger RNA of Cyphomyrmex costatus, 2958 nucleotides long. It is a transcript of the gene NLG-4, whose product is annotated as neuroligin 4. The record is from RefSeq and is a predicted model, not a curated record. Lineage: Eukaryota; Metazoa; Arthropoda; Insecta; Hymenoptera; Formicidae. Bases 1 to 2742 code for a protein of 913 amino acids. The transcript is spliced from 12 exons.
AUGGAACUCUUCCUGAUCCUCGUUUGCCUGGUCGCGCCACCCGCCCUCUCGCUCUCCAUCAAGAGCAAGCUCAACCCACGGAUCGUCCAGACGCGCUACGGCGAGGUACAGGGCAUCACGAGGUCUUUCGAGUAUACCAAAUUCCUCAAGCCGAUUGACGUAUAUCUCGGAAUACCCUACGCCACACCACCUGUCGGUAGUAAUCGUUUUUCCCCAACGAGAGCACCGAGUCCUUGGGAAGGAGUCAGAUUAUCGGACUCGGUGGGUCCAGUCUGCCCCCAAAAGCUGCCGGACAUCGCAAACGAACAGGAAGCGCUCGAGCGAAUGCCUAAGGGUAGACUAGAGUAUCUGAAGAGACUGUUGCCUCAUCUGCGUAAUCAGAGCGAGGACUGCCUCUAUCUGAACAUCUACGCGCCUGCAAUGGGCAUGGCGGAGGGCGGCAGGAAGCAUCCGGUGUUGCUGUACAUUCACGGUGAGAGCUAUGACUGGGGCAGCGGAAACCCCUACGAUGGUAGCGUCCUAGCCAGCUACACCGACCAAGUGAUCGUCACCAUGAACUACCGGUUGGGCGUGCUCGGCUUCCUGAACGCCAACGUGGCGCCGCAGACUAAGGCAAGGGUUGCAAAUUAUGGCCUCAUGGACCAAAUCGCUGCCCUGCAUUGGGUUAAGGAGCACAUCGCACGUUUCGGGGGUGAUCCCGAAAAUGUCACUCUUAUGGGCCAGGGUACCGGAGCCGCAUGCGUGCAUUUUCUUGCCAUUAGCCCCACCGUUAUUCGAGGAUUAUUCAAGCGAGCUAUACUUCUGUCAGGCAGCGCCCUUUCAUCCUGGGCCGUGGUGGAAGAUCCUGUAUCUUAUGCUCUGAAAUUAGCCAAGGCUGUCAACUGUUCCAUUCCCGAUGAUCUUCUUAAAGAUAAUGAGCUUAUAGUCGAUUGUUUGAGGGAAAGUAGUCUAGAAGAACUGAUGCAAGUCGACAUUCAGCCUCCAACGUUUCUCAGUGCAUUUGGUCCAAGUGUCGAUGGCGUCGUCAUCAAGCCAGACUUUCAAAAGGAUCUUCUUUCUUACCUCGGUCCUGAAUUUCAAGGAUUCGCCCCUCUCCCAAAGAAAGCUGAACACGGCGCACCAAUUACGAGCAACAAUAAAUAUGAUUUAUUAUUCGGCGUGACAACAAGUGAGGCUUUAUGGAAGUUUGCGGAAAAAGAUGUUCUACAAGGAUUUGAAGGAGAAAGAAGAGACAGAAUCAUCCGUACAUAUGUGAGAAAUGCAUACGUCUAUCAUCUCACAGAAAUAUUUUAUACAGUAGUGAAUGAAUAUACUGACUGGGAGCGAACAGUUCAGCACCCCGUCAAUACAAAAGAUGCGUGUGUGCAGGCAUUGAGCGAUGCACAAUUCGUGGCGCCGCUUGUACAAACCGGAGAUCUCUUCACCUUGAGACACACUAAGAAACCAAACAAUCCUCAUAUUGCACCGAUUCUCGAUAGCGAGGAAGAACCCAUGCCUAAGACUUACUUUUAUGUGUUCGACUAUCAAAUGAAAGACGGCGAUUAUCCUCAGAAGAUGGGCUCGGUGCACGGCGAAGAGCUUCCAUUCGUCUUCGGAGCUCCAUUGUGGGUGGAGGGAUUUGGCCAUUUUCCGAAAAACUACACGAGACUGGAAAUGGCACUCUCGGAGAGUAUCAUGCAGUAUUUUGCGAACUUUGUGAAAACUGGAAAUCCGAACAUUAUCGACCAUCAUGGGAGAAACGAGACUCUUUUGCCAGCUAGUAGAGAAAAGAGUCGAUUUCGCAGUUUGUCCUGGGAACAAUACGAUCCAGUACAUCAAAAAUAUUUAGAAAUUGGAAUGAAACCGAAAAUGAAGAAUCAUUAUAGAGCGCAUCAGCUGUCGGUCUGGCUGCGUCUCGUCCCAGAACUUCAUCGUGCUGGAAUGGAGGAUGUCGAUUCCAGACACAACUUGUUCCGUGGCCAUAGCGACCCCAGUCUAUACGACGGCUUCGUGAGACCGGAUCCUCUGAGUAGGAUCAGUGAAGAAAUCAAGAGAAAAAACCUUAGCACGGAUCCACCAACCACGACGGAUUAUAGCAUUACGACAUGCGUCAGCCUUAUUCCGGGCACCAAUCUUCAAAACGUCCAUAAUGCCAGCACUGAUACUUUAGCUAGUUUAGACGCUGCUGGUUACGCAGCGUAUUCAACAGCUUUGAGCGUGACAAUCGCGAUCGGCUGCAGCCUGCUGAUCUUAAAUGUCCUGAUAUUUGCUGGUGUUUAUUAUCAAAGAGACAAAACGCGGCUUGAAGUGAAGAGCCUUCAGCAGCAACAAAUGUUGAAUCAACAAUGUGGUCCUCGUGGUUUCACCGAAUUGAAACAGCCACCACCUCCGCAUUCUCAUUAUGCAGGUAGCGGCCAAGUGAUCGUCGAUGUCGAAAAUGAAAUGUUAAGAAGGAAUGUAAUGAAAGGUCCUCCUAACGAUUCUAGCGUUCCUUUUCAAGGCCAAGGAACUCAUACACUGCCUCAUCAACAUCAUUAUCAAAAACAGCACCAACAGCAACAUGCUACUCUUCCUCGAACUUCAAUUAUUCAAGACAUAAAUACGCAAACUCAAGGUCCUCCAAAUGGAUCCAUCCAUUUGACGGUUCCACGGGCUCCUCCGCCGCCCAGGGCGAAGAGUCCGCCAGAGAACCAACCUCUUCUACAAAGCGCGACGGUUUCUAGUCGCGUAUCGCAAGCGACGAUGAGCGAAAUGCGAGUGUGAUGCUUGGACCCCCCUCCGAAGCCAGUCGUCCCAGAUGUCCUCACGGCGUCAACCUUGCUCUAGGCAGUUCGCCGCGGACCUGUUGAAGUAGUUUGGCAUAACUACUGACAUUUCGACGGGUCAACGCAGGAUGUCCCAGGGAACGUGAGCUCCGGACGAACGGAGGGGGGUGCUGGAGAGAGGAUCCUCACAGCUGAGGGAUGAUCGAGCAGACAU